This is a messenger RNA of Condylura cristata (star-nosed mole), 2455 nucleotides long. RefSeq names its product N-acetylglucosaminidase, alpha (gene NAGLU). The coding region runs from base 9 to 2249 and encodes 746 amino acids. Lineage: Eukaryota; Metazoa; Chordata; Mammalia; Eulipotyphla; Talpidae. The record is from RefSeq and is a predicted model, not a curated record. The transcript has 6 exons.
GCUGGACCAUGGCAGCGGGGGCGGGGGCGGUGGCCGCGGUUCUGGGGCUCCUGCUCCUGGCCGGGCCGGGGAGCUCGGCCGGGGACGAAGCCCGGGAGGCGGACGCCGUGCGAGCGCUGCUGGUUCGGCUUCUGGGCCCCGGGCCGGCGGCCGGCUUCUCCGUGUCGGUGGAGCGCGCCCUGGCGGCCGAGUCCGGCCUGGACACCUACCGCCUGAGCGGCGGCGGCGCGGGGGCGCGCGUGCAGGUGCGGGGCUCCACGGGCGUGGCGGCCGCCGCGGGGCUGCACCGCUACCUGCGCGACUUCUGCGGCUGCCACGUGGCCUGGUCGGGGUCCCAGCUGCGCUUGCCGCGGCCGCUGCCCGCGGUGCCCGAGGAGCUGACGGAGGCCACGCCCAACAGGUACCGCUAUUACCAAAACGUGUGCACACAGAGCUACUCCUUCGUGUGGUGGGACUGGGCGCGCUGGGAGCAGGAGAUUGACUGGAUGGCGCUGAACGGCAUCAACCUGGCACUGGCCUGGAAUGGCCAGGAGGCUAUCUGGCGACGGGUGUACCUGGCCUUGGGACUGAACCAGCUAGAGAUCGACGAGUACUUCACUGGGCCCGCCUUCCUGGCUUGGGGGCGCAUGGGCAAUCUGCACACCUGGGGUGGCCCCCUGUCCAACUCCUGGCACCUCAAGGAGCUUUAUCUGCAGCACCGGAUCCUGGAGCGGAUGCGUUCAUUCGGCAUGACCCCGGUGCUGCCCGCCUUUGCAGGGCACAUCCCCCAGGCGCUCACCAGGGUGUUCCCUCGGAUCAAUGUCACCCAGAUGGGCAGCUGGGGACACUUCAACUGCUCCUACUCCUGCUCCUUUCUCCUGGCUCCACAAGACCCCCUCUUCCCCAUCAUCGGGAGCCUCUUCCUGAGGGAGCUGACCAAAGAAUUUGGCACAGAUCACAUCUACGGGGCUGACACUUUCAACGAGAUGCAGCCGCCCUCCUCAGAGCCUUCCUACCUGGCUGCAGCCACUGCUGCUGUCUACCAGGCCAUGAUUGCAGUGGACCCUGAUGCCACAUGGCUGCUCCAAGGCUGGCUCUUCCAGCAUCAGCCCCAGUUCUGGGGGCCUGCCCAGGUGGGAGCUGUGCUGGGAGCCGUCCCCCGUGGCCGGCUCCUACUUCUGGACCUUUUCGCUGAGAGCCAGCCUGUGUACAUCCGCACGGCCUCCUUCCAGGGCCAGCCCUUCAUCUGGUGCAUGCUGCACAACUUUGGAGGCAACCAUGGCCUGUUUGGGGCCCUGGAGAGCGUGAACCAAGGCCCUGCAGCUGCCCGCCUCUUCCCCAAUUCCACCAUGGUAGGCACCGGCAUGGCCCCUGAGGGCAUCGAGCAGAAUGAAGUGGUCUAUGCCCUCAUGGCCGAGUUGGGCUGGCGGAAGGGCCCUGUGCAAGAUUUGGGGGCCUGGGUGACCAGCUUUGCCAGCCGGAGGUACGGGGUCUCCCACGGGGACACAGAGGCAGCGUGGAGACUACUUCUUAGGAGUGUCUACAACUGUUCGGGCGAGGCCUGCAGAGGGCACAACCACAGCCCUCUGGUCAGGCGGCCUUCCCUACAGAUGGUUACCACCGUCUGGUACAACCGAUCAGAUGUAUUUGAGGCCUGGCGGCUGCUGCUCACAGCUACUCCCACCCUUGCCACCAGCCCGACCUUCCGCUAUGACCUGCUGGAUGUGACCCGCCAGGCGGUCCAGGACCUGGUCAGCUUGUACUAUGAGGAGGCGAGGACCGCCUACCUGCGAAAGGAUCUGGUUUCCCUCUUGAGGGUGGGGGGCAUCUUGGUCUAUGAACUGCUGCCCGCGCUGGACAAGGUUCUGGCUAGUGACAGCCGCUUCCUGCUGGGCAGCUGGCUGGAGAAGGCCCGGAUGGUAGCGGUCAGUGAGACUGAGGCCCGUGUCUAUGAGCAGAAUAGCCGCUACCAGCUCACCCUGUGGGGACCAGUGGGCAACAUCCUAGACUAUGCCAACAAGCAGCUGGCAGGACUAGUGGCCAACUACUACACCCCCCGCUGGCAGCUCUUCAUGGAGACCUUGGUGGAGAGCCUGGCCCAAGGCGUCCCCUUCCAACAGCGCCUGUUUGACCAGAAAGCCUUGGAGCUGGAGCAGGCCUUUGUCCUAAGCACACAGAGGUAUCCCAGCCAGCCCGUCGGUGACACUGUGCAACUGGUCAAGGAGCUAUUCCUCAAAUAUUACCCCCGGUGGGUGGCUGCCUCCUUAUGACAGAUUAACGAGUACUAGGCCAAACUCCAGGCCCAGGCGGGUUCAUGGGCCUAGAGAGGGCAGAUGCCACAAGAGGUCCCUAGCCUCCUGGGUGAAGGAACUAAGACUUGCUGGUGGGGUCAAGCAUGGGCAGCAGCCCUCCACACCCUGAAGGUGAGCUCACAGGAGUGUGUUAAUACAGCUUAAUAAACUGAUGAAUCACUGGG